Messenger RNA from Neofelis nebulosa (Clouded leopard), 2468 nucleotides. It is a transcript of the gene SHQ1, whose product is annotated as SHQ1, H/ACA ribonucleoprotein assembly factor. Gene Ontology annotation, biological process: box H/ACA snoRNP assembly. The coding region runs from base 119 to 1849 and encodes 576 amino acids. The transcript has 11 exons. Gene Ontology annotation, cellular component: cytoplasm; nucleoplasm. Lineage: Eukaryota; Metazoa; Chordata; Mammalia; Carnivora; Felidae. The record is from RefSeq and is a predicted model, not a curated record.
GGAAGCGCCUUGGCUACGAGACCCAGUCUCCCGCGUGGGUACCUACUGGGGUGUUUGAGUGGCUGGACUGCGGCGGCCUUGAGUGUAAGUGGCUGGGACACCUGAGUCCGGCGCGGCCAUGCUGACCCCCGCGUUCGACCUUAGCCAGGACCCCGACUUCCUUACCGUCGCCAUCCGCGUGCCCUACGCCCGGGUCUCCGAGUUUGACGUCUACUUCGAGGGGGUCGACUUUAAGUUCUACGCCAAGCCGUACUUUCUCAGAUUAACCCUUCCUGGAAGAGUUGUAGAAAACGGAAGUGAACAGGGAUCCUAUGAUGCGGAUAAAGGAAUUUUUACCAUUCGAUUGCCGAAAGAAACUCCUGGCCAGCAUUUUGAGGGACUGAACAUGUUAACCGCUCUUCUGGCACCAAGAAAAUCCAGGACUGCCAAACCACUUGUGGAAGAAAUAGGUGCUUCUGAAGUUUCUGAGGGAGGAGUAGAAGCUGAGGAUGAAGAGUUUGACUGGGAAAUUGAACAGGUCCCCUAUGAAGAGGUUUCAGAAAGUGCUCUGAAUCCACAGUACCACUAUGGAUUUGGAAAUUUACGAUCCGGAGUGUUUCAGCGGUUACAGGAUGAAUUGAGUGAUGUUAUUGAUAUUAAGGAUCCAGAUUUCACUCCUGCACCUGAACGAAGGCAGAAACGCCUGGAUGCUGAGCUGGCCAAGUUUGAUCCUGAUCAUUAUCUAGCUGACUUUUUUGAAGAUGAGGCUGUUGAACAGAUUUUGAAGUAUAAUCCUUGGUGGACUGACAUAUAUUCAAAAAUGAUGGCCUCUUUGGGAAAGAGUCAGGAGCAAGAAAAUCAUGCUGCAUUAGUGUCUUUUUCUGAAGAAGAGAAAUAUCAGCUGCGAAAAUUUGUCAAUAAAUCUUACCUACUGGACAAGAGAGCUCUUCGCCAAGUGUACUACAGUUUGAUUGAUAUCCUUCUGGCAUAUUGCUAUGAAACUCGUGUCACUGAAGGAGAGAAGAACGUUGAGUCUGCAUGGAACAUUAGAAAACUGAGUCCCACACUGUGCUGGUUUGAGACUUGGACUAAUGUUCAUGAAAUCCUGGUGUCUUUUGGAAGAAGAGUUUUAUGCUACCCACUUUAUCGCCACUUCAAGCUGGUGAUGAAAGCUUACAGAGACACUAUAAAGAUCUUGCAACUAGGUAAAAGUGCAGUUUUAAAAUGUCUACUGGAUGUUCACAAAAUUUUUCAGGAGAAUGACCCAGCUUACAUUCUGAAUGAUCUCUACAUCUCAGACUACUGUGUGUGGAUUCAGAAAGCCAAGUCCAAUAAGUUGACAGCUCUUGCAGAAACCUUAAAGGAAGUGUCCCUGACAAAGGCCCAGCUGGGAUUAGAACUGGAAGAACUGGAGGCCGCAGCACUUCUUGUCCAGGAGGAAGACACUGCAUCAAGAGCAGGCCGUCCUGUUUCCAGGCAGCAGACACCUGCCUGCCCUCCUGAGGCAGGUGACACGGAGGAGUCAGACAGCACCACCUCAUGUGAGACCGAAGGCUCGGACUCCGAACAAGGGGAGCUCUCAGGUAGUGAGUCUGAGACAGUGCAUUCCUUGCAGGGUCCCUUUCUCAAGGAACGCGGCGACCUGCUAAUUGAUGACGGGGUGUGCAGAAACUCAGCCAUUGAGAGAUGUGGUGGUAGUCCGAGAAAGCCACCCGCCUCCCUCUGGGCUCCUGGAGGCUCUGGGCCGCUGAUAGAGGAGCUUGGAGAGCAACUGAACUCGAGAGUUCAAGUGUCCGGACCUGAGGACUCCGCGGCUGCAAGCCACAGCAGCGUGCAGGGCAGAGGCGACUGGCAGACACCAAGUGAUUGACUCUGCGUGGUUUUCCUCACUGCUGAGAAUUAUGGUGGGUUUGGUUUUCUUUACGGAACGAGAAUCCACUUCCACUUGGUCCUUUUUCUUAGUGUAUACAACACUUUUCCACGGAGCUUCUGUUGAUACCUGUUGGUUUCCUUGUCACAACCUGAAAAAUAACGUUUUAAAGUAUUUUCACCAAAGUAUAAUUAAUAUUGAAGAUGAAAUAACAGUUCUGGCAGAAUCUCUAGAAUGUAGAGCCCAUGAAUACAUUUUUCUUAAAGAUUUUAUUUUUAAGUAAGCUCUAUAACCAACGUGGGGCUUGAACUCGCAACCCUGAGAUCAAGUGUUGCACGCUCUACUUGCUCAGACACUGUACAGUAAGUAUGCAUCUCCUAGGAUUUAAUAUAAAUGGAAUCGUGUAAUAUGUACUCUUUUUUAAAUUAGGCUCAUUUCACUCACUGUAAUUAUUUUCAGAUUCAUCAAUGUAGCCUGUAUUAAGAGGGCUUUUUUGGUUUUUGUUUUCUCCCCGUAUCAGAGUAGUAGUUCAUUGGAUAGAUUUUUCCAUUCACCUACUGAUGGACGUUUGGGUUGUUUCCAGCUUUCGUCUGUUCCAAAUAAAGCUGUUACGAACAUU